AUGCCACAAUCACGAGAUGAAUGGUGCCUCAGGCGGAAGGCACAUGCUUUUUUACACGGCAUUGUUCUAGGUCUCAAGGAUAAUAUGUGCACAUGCUCACACCGAAUUUUGUUAAUGGGAUAUGAUCACACGGCUGGCGCUUGA
Messenger RNA from Aspergillus niger, 144 nucleotides. RefSeq lists its product as hypothetical. The transcript is spliced from 2 exons. NCBI's taxonomy places the organism in Eukaryota, Fungi, Ascomycota, Eurotiomycetes, Eurotiales, Aspergillaceae. The record is from RefSeq and is a predicted model, not a curated record. The coding region runs from base 1 to 144 and encodes 47 amino acids.